Nycticebus coucang (slow loris) is the source of this 2235-nucleotide messenger RNA. It is a transcript of the gene PRTFDC1, whose product is annotated as phosphoribosyl transferase domain containing 1. The record is from RefSeq and is a predicted model, not a curated record. NCBI's taxonomy places the organism in Eukaryota, Metazoa, Chordata, Mammalia, Primates, Lorisidae. Gene Ontology annotation, biological process: purine ribonucleoside salvage. Bases 1 to 1035 code for a protein of 344 amino acids. The transcript is spliced from 10 exons. Gene Ontology annotation, molecular function: hypoxanthine phosphoribosyltransferase activity.
AUGUCGGGGACCAAGGGGACUGGGGGCGCUUUCUCCUCCCGCACAGCUGCAGCCGCCGCCCCCGCGGGCUGCCUCCUGCUCCCGGGUCCCAGCGGGGUGGCGGGCCGGGGCCGCAGACUGCCAGGCGGCCGCGAGGGGCGCGCGCUCAGGUGGAGCUGGCGGGCUCCGCAGCUGCGCCCCGCGUCCCGCCGAGCCGCCGGGGCCGCUGGAGCCGCGCCAGGCCUCGGCUUCCCGCCGGCGGGCCCGGGGGCGGGGCGGCCCCAUCCCCGCGUCCCCACGUCCCAUCCCCCACGCCGCCCUUCGCCCUCCCGGAUCCUUCCCGCGCCGUCUUCCCUUCCCGCUUUCCCCGGGAGAAACAUGGCCGGGAGCAGUGAGGAGGCGCCAGACUUCGGGCGAGGCGUCGUGAUUAUGGACAAUUGGCCGGGGUAUGACUUGAAUUUAUUCACAUACCCACAGCACUAUUGUGGAGAUUUGGAUUAUGUCCUUAUACCUCAUGGCAUCAUCGUGGACAGAAUUGAGCGGCUGGCUAAGGAUAUUAUGAAAGACAUAGGAUAUAGUGACAUCAUGGUCCUGUGUGUGCUUAAAGGAGGUUACAAAUUCUGCGCUGAUCUAGUGGAGCACUUUAUGAACAUCAGCCGAAAUUCAGAUCGAUUUAUCUCCAUGAAAGUUGAUUUCAUCAGACUAAAAAGUUACCGGAAUGACCAGUCCAUGGACGAGAUGCAGAUAAUUGGAGGAGAUGAUCUUUCGAUGCUGGCUGGAAAGAAUGUUCUCAUCGUUGAGGAUAUUGUUGGAACUGGGAAAACCAUGCAAGCGCUACUCAGCAGCAUAGAGAAAUACAAGCCCAACAUGGUUAAGGUGGCCAGUUUGUUGGUGAAGAGAACACCCAGAAGUGAUGGCUUUAGACCCGACUAUGCUGGAUUUGAGAUUCCAAACCUAUUUGUGGUGGGAUAUGCCUUAGAUUACAACGAAUACUUCAGAGAUCUGAACCACAUAUGCGUGAUCAACGAACAAGGUAAAGAAAAAUACCAAGUUUAAAGACAUAAACUCUCACCAUGCGAUUCCCAGACACCAUCAUUCGGAGGAUGACACUCAGGAAGCCAGUUGCCAAGUGGGUCUCUCCAGGCGUCUUCCCUUAACAGGACAUAAAAGAAAAAUUGUUUUAAUGAGAGCAGUUUCUUUUCUGAGAUUUUAGUAGAAAGGGUACCAAAGGUUCUUAAGGAAGAGAAAGCAAUGCUUUUAUCUGACUUGUUCCAAAUCCAACACUCCGCCUUAUGACUCAGCCGUGCUAUCUACCUUCACAAGCCUGCGCUGUAUCCACCUUCCUUUGUUGUAAUACAGUCAUUAAACUUGAUUACGAUGCCCAGGAUACCCCCACCUAGUUACUCAAAUAUUUUUCACUUUUUUAAAAUCACUCUAUUUUGGUAAUAUUCCAUAGUAUUAAAACCCUAGAAAUCUUUUCAUGUAAUCCCUGAUCCCUAUAUAUUUUUAGUAGGUUCCCAUACUGAGAAAAAAGGGGGGGGAGGACAAUUUAAUAUAAAUUUUUGUUUGUGCGUUUCUGACAGGCCAUUAUUAUCUGCUUUGACAAAGCCUUUCUGAAACGCAGUGUACAAUGAAUCUUAAUGAUGUUAUGACAUGAACCUUUGCUUUAGCAGUCUGAUUUGAGUUUCCGGUAUGUGAUGGCGCUACGGCAUGUGUGCAUGGAUGUACUCGACUGUGUUUAAUACUCUGAAUUUUAAUUAGGAAAAACACAAUGGCAGCAAGGCUCCGGUUUCUAAGCGGCAUCCUUCUAUUCAUGUGGGACAUGAAUAAAUGGCAGAAUGGCUGUGGGGGGGGUGGUUUCAGUGCUCAAAACUAAGCAAGUAUAAAUCUGUCCUCUUAUUUGCAUUAAAGGACAAGACGUGGUUGUGUCCUAUCCAAAACAUGAAAACAGAGAUUGAUUUAUUUUUUAAGUAUCCUUAUAAAAGACUGAUCACAAAAAUCCAAGGUGCUAUAAGGAAACAAGCAUACUUCAGAAUAACAGUUUUUUUUUCCAUUUUUACCGUUUUAUAAGACAUUUACUAGUUUAUGGGGAUUUUAAUUGAAAUAAACUUGAGUGCCAAUAGAGCUGUUUUUUCUCACUUCCUAAAAAAAGUAAAUGCAAGAUAAAUAACUAAGCAGUCUUUGUUUCUGGACCAUAUGUGGCAUAUUGUGAUUAGAUUCUAGCUUCCUUUGGACUAAUAAAGAGUAAGAAAACUU